AUGUCCAUCGAGCAAAAGACGCGCUUCUUCCGCCAGCUCGUCAAGUGUGGUCUCAAGGAGAUUGAGAUUGCCUAUCCCGCUGCGAGCGAGACCGAUUUCGGCUUUGUGCGCGGACUGAUUGAGGGCGGAGAGGUUCCAGACGAUGUGUGGAUUCAGGUCCUUACGCCGGCGCGGGCCGACCUCAUCAAGCGUACUUUUGAAGCGGUGGCAGGCGCAAAAAACGUCAUAAUUCAUAUGUAUAACGCCACCGCUCCCCUCUUCCGAGAGGUCGUCUUCCGCAACUCGAAAGAACAGACGAUUGCCCUCGCGGUCGAUCACACUCGUUUGAUCCGACAGCUGGUAGAAGAGUAUGAACAAAAGUAUCAAACAAAUUUCCGAUACGAGUACAGUCCAGAGACCUUUACGCAAACUGAGCCCGACUUUGCCGUCGAGAUUUGCGACAGAGUCAGAGAGACUUGGGGAAGAGCCGGUACAGAAAAGAUGCAGCGUAUCAUAUUCAACCUACCGGCAACGGUCGAGAUUGCACCGCCAAAUCAUUACGCCGACCAGAUUGAAUACUUUUGUCGACACGUCGGCGAACGAGAAAAGAUUAUUGUCAGCUUGCAUCCUCACAAUGAUCGUGGUCAAGGCGUGGCAGCCGCAGAGCUCGGUCUGUUGGGCGGCGCUGACCGUAUCGAGGGUUGCCUGUUCGGCAAUGGCGAACGAACUGGCAAUGUUGACCUCGUGACGCUGGCCUUGAACCAGUAUACCCAAGGCAUCGACCCUGGUCUUGAUUUCUCGGACCUGCAAUCGGUCAUUGACACGAUUGUAUACUGCAACGACCUUCCUAUCCAUCCCCGACAUCCUUGGGCUGGUGAGCUCGUGUUCACCGCCUUUUCAGGAAGCCAUCAAGAUGCAAUCAAAAAGGGGUUCGAGGUGCAGAACCGCUUAUGGGCAGAGGCAGAAAAGACGGGAGGCAACAAGUAUUGGCAUAUGCCAUAUCUCCCCAUCGACCCAGCAGACUUGGGAUGCACAUAUGAAGCUGUCAUCCGAGUCAACUCGCAAAGCGGCAAGGGUGGCAUCGCGUACCUUGUCAAGCAAAGCCUGGAAUUCGACUUGCCGAGGAAGAUGCAAAUCGCGUUCUACUCCGUCAUUCAGGGCAUCGCAGAACGAACUGGAAAGGAGAUGCGUGUGGAGGACAUUGUGCAGGCCUUUUGCACGACGUAUUUUUACCGUGCUCCCGGAGUAUCGUUCCCAGUCGCUGGUGGUCUGGCUGGUGCUUUGGACAUGGGACGCUUGGAGCUCAAGAGCUUCCGGUUCUAUCAUGGAUCGAAUGCGGAACCGAUGGAGCUCCCACGAGCUGGACAAGUCUUGGACGAGCAUCGAAGAAUUAUCGCCAAAGUGGCGGUCGAUGGCCAAGUUCGUCUCCUCCGAGGCGAAGGAAACGGACCCCUAUCUGCACUCUUGGACGCACUGCGCGCGAAUCUCAACCUCGACUUUAGCAUUCGCGAGUACUCGGAACAUUCCAUCGGAGAAGGCACCCGUUCGCAGGCUGCUUCGUACGUCCAGCUUGUCGAGCAGCUCCCUGGGCAGACGAGUGGCGAGGGACAGACGUAUUGGGGAGUCGGCGUCGACAGCGACAUUGCGGGCAGCGGUCUCAAGGCAGUUCUCAGCGCCGUCAACGGAGCUCUCCGUGCUAAUCAACGAAAGCUACCGGAGGACAAGAAGGGCAUCCUGUACGAUGCGCGCAUCAGCACUGGCGUUGCCGACGUUGCAAAGGACUUGCAAGCCAGCUUGGGUUACGAGGUACCCAGGAGGAUGCAGCGACCCGUGUACGAACUUCUCCAAAGCGUCGCAGAAACCGAAGGAGAACUUGAUGCUACGCGUGUUGGAGAGAUAUUUGAUGCUGCCUUUAUUCGACACGAUUUCAAGCCACGGCCAGCGUAUGCGUUCCCCGAUGGCUCGGCAUCGCGGGUUAAUGGAACUGGCGAGAGAGAGGCGUCUGUCAAAAUGUUCCUCAAGACGUUCAACCUCAAGGCGUUGGAACAGGGCGCGCGCGAGUUUAGCGGCACAAUCCUCUUCACCACUUCAUCCUCCUCCGAUGGGGAGGCCCGUACAGUUCAAGGAAGAGGAAAUGGACCCCUCUCAGCUCUCUUGGCUGGUCUGCAUGAGCAUGUCGCGCAACGAAUGGCUAUUCGUGACUUUCACGGUCACUCCCUGGGCCAAGGCUCCGAGGUCAUGGCGGCGAGCUAUGUUGAGCUCGUGUUGGAGAAUAUCAAUGACGAGCCUGUCCGCGAGCUGCAGAUUGGUUCCUUGACAAAUUUCCACGUCGGUUCGUGGCAGAAGCGGUUGGCGGCGGAUGAAGAGCGAGAGGCGCAGGAAGGGAAAACGCCAAAGACGACGAGCUCAUGGGGUGUAGCAAAGGAUGUGGAUAUUACCGCGUCUGGGUUGCAGGCCGUCUUGAAUGCGGCUAAUGGGUUGGGACUCACUUUGGUGUGA
Messenger RNA from Serendipita indica DSM 11827, 2478 nucleotides. NCBI's taxonomy places the organism in Eukaryota, Fungi, Basidiomycota, Agaricomycetes, Sebacinales, Serendipitaceae. The record is from the annotation of a GenBank genome assembly.